Messenger RNA from Callorhinus ursinus (northern fur seal), 1509 nucleotides. It is a transcript of the gene FOXC2, whose product is annotated as forkhead box C2. Gene Ontology annotation, molecular function: DNA-binding transcription factor activity, RNA polymerase II-specific; RNA polymerase II cis-regulatory region sequence-specific DNA binding. Lineage: Eukaryota; Metazoa; Chordata; Mammalia; Carnivora; Otariidae. The record is from RefSeq and is a predicted model, not a curated record. Gene Ontology annotation, biological process: cell differentiation; regulation of transcription by RNA polymerase II; anatomical structure morphogenesis.
AUGCAGGCGCGCUACUCGGUGUCCGACCCCAACGCCUUGGGAGUGGUGCCCUACUUGAGCGAGCAAAAUUACUACCGGGCGGCGGGCAGCUACGGCGGCAUGGCCAGCCCCAUGGGCGUCUACUCCGGCCACCCGGAGCAGUACGGCGCGAGCAUGGGCCGCUCCUACGCGCCCUACCACCACCACCAGCCCGCGGCGCCCAAGGACCUCGUAAAGCCGCCCUACAGCUACAUCGCGCUCAUAACCAUGGCGAUCCAGAACGCGCCCGAGAAGAAGAUCACCCUGAACGGCAUCUACCAGUUCAUCAUGGACCGUUUCCCCUUCUACCGGGAGAACAAGCAGGGCUGGCAGAACAGCAUCCGCCACAACCUCUCGCUCAACGAAUGCUUUGUCAAGGUGCCCCGCGACGACAAGAAACCAGGCAAGGGCAGCUACUGGACGCUGGACCCGGACUCCUACAACAUGUUCGAGAACGGCAGCUUCCUGCGGCGCCGCCGGCGCUUCAAGAAAAAGGACGUGCCCAAGGAGAAGGAGGAGCGGGCCCACCUCAAGGAGCCGCCCCCGGCGGCGGGCAAGGGCGCCCCGGCCGGGCCCCCUCUAGCGGACGCCCCCAAGGAGGUCGAGAAGAAGGUGGUGAUCAAGAGCGAGGCGGCGUCGCCGGCGCUGCCGGUCAUCACCAAGGUGGAGACGCUGAGCCCCGAAAGCGCGCUGCAGGGCAGCCCGCGCAGCCCGGCCUCCACGCCCGCCGGUUCCCCCGACGGCUCGCUACCCGAGCACCACGCUGGCGCGCCCAACGGGCUGCCCGGCUUCAGCGUGGAGAACAUCAUGACGCUGCGAACGUCGCCGCCGGGAGGCGAGCUGAGCCCCGCGUCGGGGCGCGCGGGCCUGGUGGUGCCGCCACUGGCGCUGUCCUACGCCACCGCGCCGCCCGCCGCCUACGGCCAGCCGUGCACGCAGGGCCUGGAGGCCGGGGGCGCCGGGGGCUACCAGUGCAGCAUGCGCGCCAUGAGCCUGUACACCGGUGCCGAGCGGCCCGCGCACAUGUGCGUCCCGCCCGCGCUGGACGAGGCCCUCUCGGACCACCCGAGCGGCCCCACGUCGCCCCUGAGCGCCCUCAACCUCGCCGCCGGCCAGGAGGGCGCGCUCGCCGCCGCGGGCCACCACCACCACCAGCAUCACGGCCACCACCACCCGCAGGCGCCGCCGCCCCCGCCGGCUCCCCAGCCCCAGCCGGCGCCACAGCCCGGGGCCGCCGCGGCUCAGGCGGCCUCCUGGUAUCUCAACCACAGCGGGGACCUGAACCACCUCCCGGGCCACACGUUCGCGGCCCAGCAGCAGACUUUCCCCAACGUCCGGGAGAUGUUCAAUUCCCACCGGCUGGGGAUGGAGAACUCGACCCUCGGGGAACCGCAGGUGAGCACCAACGCGAGCUGUCAGCUGCCCUACAGAUCCACGCCGUCUCUCUACCGCCACGCCGCCCCCUAUUCCUAUGACUGCACGAAAUACUGA